CUUCCUCCGUAUCAACCGCAUAAUCUAUUUUUUAAAAGAGAUCAAUGGUCAUUGGUCCAUCGACACACCACCGCACGCAACACCUCCGGUCACUUUAGUCCACUCCCGGCGAUUACCAGGCUACUAUGAUGUCCAAAUUAACAAUAAUUACAAGGCUGGCUAGACAAAUUAGUCAACUUACAGUGAAUAGAACUUCCGUCCUCACUUGCAGUUACAGCACAGAUGUGCGACGUUCAAUCCCCAAGAGGGGUGAUGCAGAGACAAUAGGGUCCUUUGCUGAUCGAUUUGGCUAUAAAUCUCUCUCUUCCCUUGCAGAAAAACCCAUUAAAGGCGAACGCAAACCCCAAGUAGGAGAAAAUGUCUCAAGGAAGGACAAGAUUAGCUUUCUUGUAAAUACACUUCUUGAUCUAAAGGAUAGUAAAGAAGCUGUAUAUGGUGCACUUGAUGCUUGGGUUGCGUGGGAGCAGAAUUUUCCCAUUGGAUCCCUAAAGCAGGUAUUGCUCAAACUAGAGAAAGAGCAACAAUGGCAUAGAAUUGUUCAGGUCAUUAAGUGGAUGUUAAGCAAGGGUCAGGGAAAUACAAUGGGGACGUAUGAACAGUUAAUUAAAGCACUGGAUAUGGAUCACAGGGCAAAAGAGGCACAUGAGUUUUGGAAUAAGAAAAUCGGUUCCGAUCUGCAUUCUGUGCCCUGGCGGUUGUGUAGUCUUAUGAUUUCUGUAUAUUACCGUAAUCAUAUGCUUGAGGAUCUUAUUAAGCUAUUCAAGGGCUUAGAAGCAUUUGAUCGGAAACCUCCUGACAAGUCCAUCAUGCAGAAAGUAGCUGAUACAUAUGAGGUGCUAGGCUUUCUUGAUCAGAAGGAUCGUUUACUGGAGAAGUACAAAGACUUGUUUACGGAGACAUGGAAUGGAAGUCCAAAGGGAUUGAGAGGAUCUCGACCCCAAAGAAAAGAAAAACAAGCACGGGAAGAUUAAGGGAUAUAUCAAAUAUGUAUGUUUAGUAUGAAGUUGUUUGAUAUCAGGUUUACUUAAGCAAUCAAUCCACUCAAUAUUUUCAGAAAUCUUAUUUUGGUGCGGUUGAAAAUUAUUUGUUGCACUGUCAAGAAUCAAGCAAACCCCCCUGCAGGAUGAUGGGAGCCUGUGUGACCAUGCAUUCACCCGGUGUCAGCUUAGUUGAAACCUUUAGAUACUAUUCAGAUCAGAAUCAGACUGCUAUGUUUUUAUGUACUUUUAGCAUCUUAUGCUUGCUUGGCUAUGGAGCUAGAAGAUGUGAUUGAACCAUGUACGUGAACAAAAAAACAGAAUGGUGACAUCAUGGAUCCAUGUUUUGAGGUUGAUGAAAUUCCAUUUUUUGAUAA
Messenger RNA from Solanum dulcamara, 1354 nucleotides. RefSeq names its product pentatricopeptide repeat-containing protein At4g21190. Lineage: Eukaryota; Viridiplantae; Streptophyta; Magnoliopsida; Solanales; Solanaceae. The coding region runs from base 126 to 971 and encodes 281 amino acids. The record is from RefSeq and is a predicted model, not a curated record. The transcript has 2 exons. Gene Ontology annotation, molecular function: protein binding.